Molecule: messenger RNA, 577 nt
Organism: Chrysoperla carnea
Lineage: Eukaryota; Metazoa; Arthropoda; Insecta; Neuroptera; Chrysopidae
Exons: 3
Coding region: 112-495 (127 amino acids)
Source: RefSeq, a predicted model, not a curated record
ACAAUAACAAAACAUUCAUUCUGAGGUCUCUUUCACAAUAAGGAAGAAGAAAACGUUAGUGAAAUUAAUUUUUUUGUUUUUGUAUUUUGAAAAUAAAAUAUUUACCCAAAAAUGUUAUCAAUGAAAAUGAAAAUUGCAUUUGUGUUAAUUGGUUUGGCGUGUGUUUUACAAUAUCAAAACUGCGAAGCUCGUGCCCUAGAUGAUCAUUUAAAAGAAGUCGGAGAUUCUAUUAAAAAAGUUGGAGAUGAUGUUGCAGAUUCUUUUGAUUCAAAUGUGAAAAAACCAUUAGAGGACAAUGUGGAUGAAGCAAAUAAAUCUUUCUCAGAUAAAUUCAACGGUUUUCUUGAUAAGGCAUCAGAUUUGGCAUCACAAGCGAAAAAAUCAGCAUCAAAUGCAUUCGAUAGUGCAAAGGAAAGUGCAUCAAACGCUUUCGAUAGUGCAAAGAAAUCUGUAUCCAGUGCCUAUGACGAUAUUAAACAUAAAAUAGAAAGUUAGAAACAAUUCUUUUUGAAUUGAAAUUUCAAAAGUUGUAAAAUGUUAAAAUGUUUUAAUUUUAUAAAAAUAAAAAAAUUUGUUA